AAUAACUCCCCGACUGUUGAGAUCCCCGCAAAGGCAUGCUUCCGCUAGUAGGCAGAGGGUUUAAGCACACACUCCCAUUCGUCUUCCCCGCCUACCACCACCGCCUACACCUCCACCUCUCCCGCUCUCUCAUGGCCGCCGCUACUUCACCUAAGCGAGUGGGGACCCACAACGGCAGCUUCCACUGCGACGAAGCCCUCGGCUGCUUCAUGAUUCGCCUCACAGACAAGUUCUCCAACGCCGAAAUCGUCCGCACUCGCGACCCCCAGGUUUUGGAGGUUCUGGAUGCUGUGCUUGACGUUGGGGGUGUGUAUGAUUCUAGUCGGGACCGAUACGAUCAUCACCAGAAGGGUUUCGAGGAGGUUUUCGGGCACGGGUUUAAGACCAAGCUGAGCAGUGCUGGUCUGGUUUACAAGCAUUUCGGGAAGGAAAUAAUAGCGAAGGAGCUUCAGGUCGAUGAAGGUCACCUCGAUGUGCACCGGUUGUUCUUGGCUGUGUACAAAAGCUUUAUGGAGGCAAUUGAUGCUGUUGACAACGGGAUCAAUCGGUAUGAUACGGACCAGCCUCCAAGAUAUGUGAAUAAUACACACUUGUCUUCAAGGGUGGGCAGGUUGAAUUUAGAUUGGAUAGAUCCUGAUCAAUCAUCUGAAAAGGAGAACGAAGCCUUUCAAAGAGCAAUGGAACUUGCGGGCAGCGAAUUUUUAAGUAGUGUCCGUUUUCAUGCAAAAUCAUGGUUACCAGCUCGAUCUAUCGUGAUGGAGUGUCUCUUGGCAAGAUGGAGUGUUGAUCCAAGUGGUGAAAUCAUGGUUUUGAAUCGAUUUUGCCCUUGGAAGCUUCAUUUAUUUGAACUUGAAGAGGAAAUGAAGAUUGAGCCGCCCAUCAAAUAUGUUCUCUAUCAGGAUGAUAGAAGCAAACACUGGAGAGUUCAAGCGGUUGCAGUCACUCCUGAUAGAUUUGAGAGCCGAAAGGCUCUUGCAUCACAAUGGCGGGGGCUUAGGGACGAGGAGCUCUCAAAGGAGACUGGGAUUCCUGGAUGUGUUUUCGUUCACAUGAGUGGAUUUAUUGGAGGAAAUCAAAGUUAUGAAGGUGCUCUUGCCAUGGCAAAAGGGAGUUUGAAGUCUGAUUGAGCAGAUUGUGACUUGCAUUGGCUUGUUACCAAUUCAGAUUACUAAAUCUUGGGCAUUUCAGUUACUUGUACGCUAAUUUCUCUUACCUUAGCCCGUUUCUUUAUUCCCAGGGCCAAUUUGUCUCUCUAUUCGUUUUUUGAUAUUGUAUUGGAAAUUUUCCCUAUUAAGGUUACCUAAGUAAACAUUUUAUGCGGCGAUUUGAACUGGUAUAUGGAUUGUGGAACGUCAAUUUUAUUGAUGUUUGACCUGGGUCAUGUAAUUUUAUUUCAGUUGAGCGUA
Molecule: messenger RNA, 1406 nt
Organism: Malus domestica (apple)
Lineage: Eukaryota; Viridiplantae; Streptophyta; Magnoliopsida; Rosales; Rosaceae
Cellular component (GO): nucleus; cytoplasm
Source: RefSeq, a predicted model, not a curated record